GUUUCUGCUAGUACCAUGGAGCUGCCGCUGUAUACUGCUUAGUUGAACCACACCCCACCUAUUGAUCCUCUGCUUGCUCUGUGCAAGGUCGAUGCACCGAACGUCAACACUACGCAACUACGAGAAUAUAGGCUAAUUUAUCUUUGGUAGCUUGGUCAUUGUCAGCAAGUUGCCAGACCUUGCUUUCCAUGCUCUCCUCCUUGAAUGUAUAGUCCACUAUGUAUGCAAAACCCCCUCGUGUACAAAAGACCACGAAUGACAUUGGAAAUAUUAGGUCGAUGCCUCUGCGAGCAAUAGCAAGCAAUGUUUCAGCAAAUGAUUCCAGAUUAUCAUCCCUAAGAGGUGCAGAUGUUAGAAUCCUAAGAUCCGAUUACCGCAAACUACAAAUAUUUUCAUUCUGUUGCUUCUUUUCCUUGUUUCACCUUUUUUGGCUCUGCCACCGGAGCGAUGGUACAAGACCUUUACACCCACUCCCAUUCCUUUCCUCUUUGUUUAGCGUUCACCACAUCAAUAUAUCCCUUGUCUCCGUUGCUUUUUAUCACCCUACAUCUUCCACCUUGUGCUCUAGACCUUGAGCAUGUGUGCCCUCUGCUACAGCCAAGCAGAUGAGGACCCUUGUGGAUACACAUGUGCCAC
Molecule: messenger RNA, 636 nt
Organism: Linderina pennispora
Lineage: Eukaryota; Fungi; Kickxellomycota; Kickxellomycetes; Kickxellales; Kickxellaceae
Exons: 1
Coding region: 219-575 (118 amino acids)
Source: RefSeq, a predicted model, not a curated record